Ambispora leptoticha is the source of this 136-nucleotide messenger RNA. Lineage: Eukaryota; Fungi; Glomeromycota; Glomeromycetes; Archaeosporales; Ambisporaceae. The record is from the annotation of a GenBank genome assembly.
UUCGUCCGGAUUGGACAGCCAUCUCAGAAGUAGUAUUUUACUCCGUUUUGGUCAUCAUUACACUGGCAAAGUCGCCGAAGAUGUAAAAAAGUAUGUCGAAAGUGCCACCGGCGAAGCCGCCCAAAAAGAACGCUGA